This is a messenger RNA of Leptomonas pyrrhocoris, 497 nucleotides long. RefSeq lists its product as hypothetical. The record is from RefSeq and is a predicted model, not a curated record. The transcript has a single exon. The coding region runs from base 153 to 497 and encodes 114 amino acids. Lineage: Eukaryota; Euglenozoa; Kinetoplastea; Trypanosomatida; Trypanosomatidae.
GGUGCCUACGACUUCCUCGUUUCACAGCGCAAACUAUUCUCACUCGCUAACUUAUCAUUGCACUUUUCGAUUCUUCUUUUUUUGAUUCGCCUUUUUAGCCGGCAAACCUCGCACAUUUUUUAUCUCCACAACCCAACCAAACACAACGGAAAAUGCUUCCCCCGCACACGGUCUACUCGCUGGUGAUUCGCAACCACAGCGACAAGAAGGUGAAGGUUGCCGUCACCUACGCGGACGUCGAGGACAACGUGCACCACGCUGAGAUCAGCGUGCCCGCAAACGGCUCUGCCACGGCGGAGGAGCGGACCUACAAGCACGGCACCGCAGUCUUCGCGAUGGAGGUGACGAAGGUGGCGAUUGUGGAUGCCACGGUGCAGGGGCCCCCGUCCAGCCUGAGCGCGCCGUUCCCGUCUGUGUACUCCCCCACCAAAAAAUACCCCAUUGAGAUCGUGAAGAAGAACGGCGCACCGGCGCUGGUGACCAAGGAAUCGGCUUAA